ACGAGGUGGUCGCUUGUUCAGAUGCGAAUCACCAUACGAGACAUGGACAUUCUUCGGAUUAGCCUGAUUGUGUUUAUUUCAACAUUGCCAACUUUUGUUUGGCUUACUGAAGUUAAACCGGAGGGACGCAUUGUGAAUGGAUCCCAGGUGGACAUAGCACGACAUCCGUAUUGUGUAUCACUGCGAUAUCGACGAAGUAACGACUCGGCUUACCUUCACGAAUGUGCUGGAAUCAUUUAUUCUGAGCGAGCCGUGGUGACAGCCGCACAAUGUUUGGCUGAUCUGACGGAGGACACGAAAUUAAUUGUAGUUGGUGCUGCGAAUAAGCGAAAUGGGACAGAUGGAGUAGUGUAUCCCGCCGCAAACUGGACAUACCAUCCACAGUUCAAUUAUUAUACGGCUGACUACGAUAUAGGAGUUGUCAUCUUGGAUACCCCUUUCGAUUUCUCCUAUUAUGGAAUUCGCCAGAUUGGAGUACGCGAAGAACGUCCUGCGACUGGAAGAAACGCCCUGGUGAUUGGUUGGGGCUAUCGAGAGGAAUGGGGUCCUUCUAGCCCCCAUCUGGAACAAACAAGUGUACCCAUCGUUGGCUCUGAUGAAUGUAAUAGCAUCUAUGGAGCGGGUGAGGUGACCGAACGCAUGAUUUGCGCCGGAAAUGUUGCACAAGGUGGAAAUGAUGCAUGUCAAGGAGAUACUGGCGGUCCAUUGAUUAUUGACGAGGAACUUGUGGGUCUAGUUUCCUGGGGACGUGGCUGUGGUCGCCCUGGUUAUCCAACUGUUUAUACAUAUGUCGCCAGCUUCAAAUCAUGGAUCAAUGAAACUCUACAAGUCGCUGGCGCGCUAUAAAAAUGCGUUAAACUAUCCUAUAAGCGGCAACAGCUUUAUCAUCAAGUAGCUGUAUACGAUUAUUGAGCGAUAAUUAUAUGUUUUUACCGAACUUCUAACGAUUCUAUAAUAAAACCAUUAGUUUAUUGUCCGCUGUCGAA
Messenger RNA from Drosophila nasuta, 986 nucleotides. RefSeq names its product serine protease kappaTry (gene kappaTry). Gene Ontology annotation, molecular function: serine-type endopeptidase activity. Gene Ontology annotation, biological process: proteolysis. NCBI's taxonomy places the organism in Eukaryota, Metazoa, Arthropoda, Insecta, Diptera, Drosophilidae. The transcript has a single exon. Bases 22 to 846 code for a protein of 274 amino acids. The record is from RefSeq and is a predicted model, not a curated record.